Adineta ricciae is the source of this 768-nucleotide messenger RNA. The record is from the annotation of a GenBank genome assembly. NCBI's taxonomy places the organism in Eukaryota, Metazoa, Rotifera, Eurotatoria, Adinetida, Adinetidae.
AUGUUACAUAGCAAUCCAUCGACGUUAAACACAUCAUUGCUUUACCUUGAUGUUCUUGUAAAUAAUAAGCGAAUGAAAGCAAUGAUUGAUACUGGCGCAAACCGAACAUUUAUUUCAUUACAAGCACUACCUAGACCACACACUCAACAAUUUACCGAUAAACAACAGAGAAGUGCAUCUUUAGCUGAUGGACACACAUCACUUUCUAUUUUAGGCACAUUAGAAUUAUGCAUUGAUAUCGGUGACAUGUCAACAAUUAUCAAAGGAUAUGUCGUGAAGGAAUUAUGUGCCGAGUGCAUAUUAGGAAUGGAUUUCAUUAGUAAAUAUAAACUCAUUAUCAAUGCUGAUGAACGAACGGUGACAAUGCAUGAUGAUGAUAGAUGCAUUACAACGACAUUUAAUGUUAAUCAACGCAAAAUUCGUUAUCCGGCACGAACAAUUCGUCAGGGCUAUAUUCCACCGAAACGAGCAGUCUCAAUACCAGUCGACGUGAAAAUAUCGUCAGCCAAAGUUUCAUUUCGGCCAUCCUUUCGAUUGGCGCGACAAUCACCAAUGAUAUUGUUAAACAACAUGGUCGUGGUGAAUCACCAAAAGUCACACAUUUCACUUUACAAUCCGACUAAAUAUUCGUUCACGAUACCUGAGGGCAUCGUAGUAGGAACGACCACAGUUCCAACACUAUCUUUCAACAAAUGCUUAUCGAUCGAUCAUGAAUUAGUCAACGGACAUAUUNAACACGAGCACAGGAAUUGGCGUUUGAACAAUUGA